Messenger RNA from Laetiporus sulphureus 93-53, 3108 nucleotides. Its product is annotated as DNA replication factor C, large subunit. The coding region runs from base 214 to 3105 and encodes 963 amino acids. The transcript has 22 exons. Gene Ontology annotation, molecular function: ATP binding; DNA clamp loader activity; ATP hydrolysis activity. Gene Ontology annotation, cellular component: DNA replication factor C complex; nucleus. NCBI's taxonomy places the organism in Eukaryota, Fungi, Basidiomycota, Agaricomycetes, Polyporales, Laetiporaceae. Gene Ontology annotation, biological process: DNA repair; DNA replication. The record is from RefSeq and is a predicted model, not a curated record.
CUGCGCGUGCACUUGCGACUUGAUUAUCAUCUCCCGGCUAUUCAUCCUAGUCUUUAUCAAUAUAAAGACGUGUCAUUUCUGAGAUCUGACAUCUGUAUCGCGAGAUAUCCGAAUAUCUUCUUGUUCAAGGAGCGUGCCUUCACCACCUUUCCCGGCCAUAACUAGGUCCACUGCGACACCCGUGUCUGCCGAAUUGACAAAGAUACACACGCGAUGGCAAACGCGAAGACAAAGGUAUCUGCGAAGCACCAAGGAAAGGAUAUCAGAGGUUUCUUCGGUGGGAGCAGCCAGACGACACCGGUCGAGUCCAACUCAACACAACGAUCGAACGCCUCCAAAGGCAGCUCAGGAACCGGCAACUCCAAGCCCAUAGAGAUCAGUGACGAAGAUGACCCAAGGCCUUCCGCGAAAACGGCCACAUCCUCCAAGGCGAAGAAAGCACCUGUUCUGAAAAGUGACCGAGUGAUGGAGAUCGACGACGACGAAGAUGAUAAGCCACGUCGCUCCGUCAAGCGUAAGAAAGCCAUCUUGCUAUCUAGCGAUGAUGAAGACGAGGACAUCAAGAUCGCUUCUCCGCCAAGGAAGAAAGCUGCAAUAGCCGCGGCGUCAUCAUCCAAGGCGAGCCACAGCACAUCCGCCGCGAAGACCCAUCCGAAGCCCAAGGAGUCGACUCCCCGCAAAAAAGCCACGAGGAAGAAAAGGAGCAAGGACGACGAAUUUAUUGUGUCUGACUCAGAGUCAGAGGCAGAUGAUUUUGAAGGUGAAGACGUAGACGAGGAAGAGCAGAAGCCCAGGAAAGGCAGCGGCAAGAGUAAGGGGGCAUUUAAGAAGGUUCAUGCAAAACCGCACGCGAAAGCUGAGAAAGCGCAUGGUCAUGCUGACGCCAAAUCUAAGCCUGCCGGUGAGGAGCAGCCAAAGAAAUUUAACUGGUACGCUGCGAAAGCGGCCAAGGCAGCUGGCCCAAUCGCGCCAGGCUCGAAGCCCAUACCGCAAGCGGCUGCACCUGAUUGUCUUGCAGGUCUGUCGUUCGUGUUUACGGGCGAGUUGACGAGCCUCUCUCGCGAUGAGGCUGUAGAACUGGCCAAACGCCAUGGAGGACGUGUCACUGGGCAGCCCUCGUCAAAGACUUCAUACGUCGUGGUAGGGACUGAUGCGGGCCCGAGCAAGCUGGCCGCGAUCAAGAAAAACAAUCUGAAGACACUGGACGAGGAUGGCUUCUUGAACCUCAUCGCGACACGCGUGCCUGACCUAAGUCAGCUGGACGAGAAGACGAAGAAGAAGCUCGCGAAAGAGAAGGAAGCAAUUCGUGAAGCAGCAGCGGAGAUGGAGAAGCGGGAGAAGAAAGCGAUGAAGGAGAGCAUGGCGAGUGGCUCCGGCUCGAAACCUGAUGCGGCGAACCAACUCUGGACGGACCGGUACGCGCCGCAGACGCUUAAGGAGGUCUGCGGGAAUAAGGGACAAGUCGAGAAGCUGCAGCGUUGGCUGCAUGACUGGUCGUCCAACCUUCAUUCCGGCUUCAAGAAGCCAGGCAAGGAUGGUAUGGGUGUGUAUCGUGCCGUGCUGAUCACAGGCCCUCCUGGGAUCGGUAAAACCACGAGCGCUCACUUGUGUGCCAAGCUUGAGGGGUUCACGCCUAUUGAGCUGAACGCAAGUGACUCAAGGAGCAAAAAGCUCGUAGAAAACAGCACGAAUAUUGCCAAUACAUCGCUCGAUGGGUGGAUGCACGGAGAACACGCGACUAAUGCCGUUGGCAUUCCUCUCACGGACAAGUCUUGCCUCAUCAUGGAUGAGGUUGAUGGGAUGUCCGCAGGAGACAGAGGCGGUGUCGGUGCAUUAGCUGCACUGAUCAGGAAGACAAGGAUCCCGAUCAUCUGUAUCGCGAAUGAUCGAGGCGCAAUGAAGCUCAAACCUCUCAUCAAUGUCGCGUAUAGCUUGGCUUUCAGGAGGCCAGAGGCGAACGCUGUCCGAUCAAGAAUACUCUCGAUAGCCUUCAAAGAGAAAAUGAAGAUUCCAGCCAACGUCAUCGACCAACUCAUCGAAGGCGCUCAGUCUGAUAUCCGUCAGGUGCUUAACAUGCUUUCUACGUGGAAGCUGUCAAGUAGUGCAAUGGACUUUGACGAAGGCAAAAGGCUCGCCAAAGCGAACGAGAAAUACUCAAUCAUGACUCCAUUCGAUAUAACGCAUAGGAUGCUCGGACCGUAUAUGUUCUCCGCGACCUCUCGCGAGACCCUCAAUGACAAGAUCGAGCUGUACUUCCACGACUUCUCAUUCGUACCGUUGUUCAUCCAGGAGAACUACCUCAAAACACAACCCGCGAAAAUCCGAUCGCUCGAGGGACCGGAGAAGGUUAUAAAACAGUUGGAGCUCAUGGACAAGGCUGCUGCUUCGAUAUCGGACGGGGACAUUGUUGAUGCUCAGAUACAUGGGCCUGAGCAAUAUUGGUCAUUGAUGCCCCUACAUGCCAUUUGUUCAACUGUCCGGCCUGCAUCACUCCUUUACGGUGGCGGCUCAGGAUAUGGCGGGCCGAAUGCGACGUCCUUCCCCCAGUGGCUUGGGCAGAAUUCUAAGCAAACUAAGCUCACGCGCCAGCUGACGGAAGUGCAAGCUCGCAUGCGCCUCAAGAUCUCGGGCGACAGGCCCGAUAUCCGACAAUCAUACGUGCCGGCACUGUUCCCGCACAUUGUCCAGCCGCUCAUGGACAAGGGCGCGAAUGCAAUCGACGACGUGAUUGAGUGGAUGGACGACUACUUCCUCUCGCGCGAGGAGUGGGACACCAUCGUCGAGCUCGGUCUGGACGAGCACAAGGAUGCGCUGGUCCUGAAGAAGAUCCCGACGGCCACCAAGACGGCCUUCACGAGGAAAUACAAUUCCAAAGACCACCCGAUACCCUUUCACAAGGCCUUCGAGCUGGGCAAAGUCCCCAAGAAGGUCGCCGUCUCGGGCCCUCUGCCCGACCUUGAGGAGGCGCUGGAGGUGGACGAAGAGAUCGAGGAGACUCCGGAAGGGUCGGAGGAGGCCUCGGAUGACGUGGAGCAUGAUACGCUGAUCGUGGCGCCGAAGGCGGGCAAGGGUAAGGCGAAGGCGAAGGGUAAGGCGAAGAAGUGAAUG